AUUCCAAUUGGGAAAAACUAUUUAAGCAUUCGCAAGAAAUUCUUCGCCGCGUUUGUGUUAACCUGAGUUCGAAGAUCGAAAACAUGGGCAAUUUCGACGGUGAUUCUGAAACGGUUUUCGAGCAAAGCUACGCGACGACAAACGGAAACGGAAAAGUGGCGAAUGGAAAUGGGGCGGCCAACUUCAGCCCCCCAGAAAAACAGGAACUUCUCAGCCAACGGAAGUUCUCGGCACCCGCAUACACUGAAAUUCGCACGCGGCGAUGCCAUGCAAAAACGCCCAGCGACGCCAAGAGUCCCAGCUUGAUUAACUACCAUCCGGAAAAUAAGUCGAUCUCCAAUGGUCAUGCAUCCGGUCUGCGGGAUCAGAAUCAGGAAUCCAAGCCCAAUCAGGCGGAGGGCAAACUGCCCCCAGAACUCGAGCACUUCCAAAAGACCUCCUUCGAGGAGGUGCCCCUGCACACGGCUUGCCUUACGUACCUGGGAUUCUAUCUACUGAUGAUCCUUGGCUACAUCAACCAGCUACUCUUCGUGCCCAAAGUGGCCACAGAAAAGGGUCGCGAGGGUUAUGUGGCAUUGUAUGAUGCCUUCGAGAGCUUUUACUCGAGAUACGUUUACCGGAGGAUCAAGGAUUGCUGGAACAGACCCAUCUGUAGUGUCCCGGGAGAGGAACUAACUCUGAAAGAUCGAGUGACCGAUGAUUAUGGCUGGAGCUUUAAGUUUACUGGAACAGAGACACGCUGUUUGAAUCUGGGAUCGUAUAACUACUUGGGAUUUGCCGCCGCCACUGGACGAUGUGCUGAUGAUUCAGAGGAAAGUGCUAGGGAAUCAGGCUUGGCCUACUGCAGCUCCCGCUGUGAGCUGGGUGACAACGAGCAGCUCCGAGAACUGGAGGCCCAAACUGCAAGAUAUUUUGGUGUGGAGGAUGCUAUUGUCUUUGGUAUGGGUUUCGCUACGAAUGCUUUGAACCUUCCCUCUCUGCUGGGACCCAAUAGCCUGGUUAUCAGUGAUGAGAAGAACCAUGCCUCCAUCAUCCUGGGAUUGCGCUUGUCGGGAGCCACCACUAAGGUGUUCAAGCAUAACAACAUGCGAGACUUGGAGCGGGUUCUACGUCAAGGAGUUUGCUAUGGAAAUCCUAAGAAGGGUGGCCAGCCUUGGGACAAGGUCAUGAUCUUAGUCGAGGGCAUUUUCAGCAUGGAAGGUUCAAUUGUCCGUUUGCCGGAAGUUAUUGCUUUGAAGAAGAAAUACAAGGCAUACUUGUAUCUCGACGAAGCUCACAGUGUUGGAGCCAUGGGCUCUCGCGGUCGAGGUGUUACAGAUUACUUUAAUGUGGAUCCCAAAGAGGUAGACAUCCUGAUGGGUACCUUCACCAAGAGUUUCGGCAGUGCUGGUGGUUAUCUCGCUGGAUCAAAGAAACUGAUCGACUUUCUACGCACUAACAGCCACGCCCACUGUUAUGCUGCUUCAAUCUCGCCGCCUAUUGCCCAGCAGAUCCUGACCUCCAUGAAGACCAUUAUGGGUGAAGAUGGCACUGAAAUUGGCCGUAAGAAGAUCCAUCAGUUAGCCAGGAACACGCGUUACUUCCGUCGCCGUCUGGCUCAGCUGGGAGUAAUCACAUACGGUCACGAGGACUCUCCUGUGGUGCCCAUGCUGGUCUACCUGUUUUCAAAAAUUGGCGCUGUGGUUCGCACCUUGACGACCCGACAUAUUGCCGCGGUGGGUGCUGGAUUCCCGGCCACGCCUAUUAUGGAAGGACGCAUCCGCUUCUGCCUCUCGGCCGCCCAUACAAAGGAGCAGCUGGACUUUGCCUUAGAGGCGAUAGACGAGAUCGCCGAUGAUCUCGGCCUAAAGUAUUCACGAAAGCCCCGCGAUCCUAAUCCCGUCGUGUAUUAGAAGACCGCGAGAAGCACUUAGGAGUUAA
Molecule: messenger RNA, 1920 nt
Organism: Drosophila eugracilis
Lineage: Eukaryota; Metazoa; Arthropoda; Insecta; Diptera; Drosophilidae
Gene: lace
Product: serine palmitoyltransferase 2
Exons: 4
Coding region: 84-1892 (602 amino acids)
Biological process (GO): sphingosine biosynthetic process; ceramide biosynthetic process
Cellular component (GO): serine palmitoyltransferase complex
Molecular function (GO): pyridoxal phosphate binding; serine C-palmitoyltransferase activity
Source: RefSeq, a predicted model, not a curated record